ACGCGAUUCUCCCCGCGAGUAUAUAAACAUUCCCUCGGCGGAGGCGUGAAAACUCCCCGAGCGUUCCGAGAUACCGCUAGCACGACGCCACAUCCUCCGGCGACCGGCUACCGGCGACGUGCGAACGGCGACUAGCAGGUGGCCACCGACCUUGCAGCCUAGGGUUUUAUCGUCUUCGCGCUCGCAUCCCCGCCGAUAACCUCGCGUUUCUUCGCCAAAUGGAGACGUCUCUAAGGUACUGGGGCGAUGCCAAGUCUCUCAAAAUCCACGCCAAAGAGAAGGUUCCCAUCGAUUCCAAGACCUUCUUGCAGCUUCAUGGAGAGCUCGACACGAGAUUGGGGGCUCCGGGUUAUUUUAGCGCGAUGAUACGCCACUUCUAUCCGGAUCUAUCCGCUAGCCUCGGCGUAGGAGUGCAGUUUGAUAAAAAUGGGAAGCUCCGCUAUAAUGUACGUGCAAAGAAAGCGUUUCCUGUGACUACUGAUAGACUAUUGAGCUUUAAUGUGAAAGGACGGUGUGAUGUUGACAAAGAGUUUAAGCAGUGGAAGUCCAGGGGAGGUGCUGAAUUUUCUUGGAGCAUUUUCAAUUUUCAGAAGGACCAAGACGUUAGACUCAAACUAGGCAUUGAAAUGUUCGACCAGGUGCCAUAUCUGCAGGUUAAGGAAAACAACUGGACCUUCAAUGCAGAUACCAAUGGUAGGUGGAAUGUGAGGUACGACCUAUGAUUAUGAAGGAGCGGAACUGGAUCUAUUCUUUUUUAAGAUAUGUUACUCCGGAUGUCACAUCCUUUGGUUUUCUGUAUUGUUGGAUACCCAGUGAGCUACAUUAGUCAACGAGUAGAUGAUCAGCUCUUUAAUAAAUGCGGUUUAUUUACUUCA
Molecule: messenger RNA, 875 nt
Organism: Syzygium oleosum
Lineage: Eukaryota; Viridiplantae; Streptophyta; Magnoliopsida; Myrtales; Myrtaceae
Product: outer envelope pore protein 21, chloroplastic-like
Exons: 5
Coding region: 219-722 (167 amino acids)
Biological process (GO): regulation of monoatomic anion transport
Molecular function (GO): voltage-gated monoatomic anion channel activity
Source: RefSeq, a predicted model, not a curated record